Messenger RNA from Thermothielavioides terrestris NRRL 8126, 1002 nucleotides. RefSeq lists its product as uncharacterized. NCBI's taxonomy places the organism in Eukaryota, Fungi, Ascomycota, Sordariomycetes, Sordariales, Chaetomiaceae. The record is from RefSeq and is a predicted model, not a curated record. Gene Ontology annotation, biological process: mRNA splicing, via spliceosome. The transcript is spliced from 4 exons. Gene Ontology annotation, cellular component: cytoplasmic stress granule. Gene Ontology annotation, molecular function: mRNA binding. The coding region runs from base 1 to 1002 and encodes 333 amino acids.
AUGCUUCUCAGCCAGGACGACGAGACAAUCCAAGCGGGACACAACCAGGCGGCCUCCCACGCCAGGCCCGACCCCAACGAAGAUGGGGGUGCUCGCCUGUACACGUCCACCCCGCAGCCUCCCUUUGCCGCCCAACCCCCGCAGAAAGUAGUGUCACACGACAGCCCCCCAGGCCGGGAUCCCGAACGCUCUACAUGGGCGGCCAGUGCCGAUGCCGACGAAGAGGGCGAGGACGAUAACGUGGCGAGCGAGAUGGAAUCGCCUAUCGAAGGCCCCACCGGUGCCAACCACGUCAAGUCUCAGAGCCAGCGUCCGCAGUUUGAGCGGCAGUGUGCUCGCACAAUCCAACUCUUCAACCUCGCGGACGGCACGACACAUGCCGAUAUCACGAAUGCCGUGCGUGGCGGCAUGCUUCUGGAUGUCUUUCUGCGGAGCCACGACCGCUCUGCUACCGUUUCUUUCGUCCACUCGGCGGAGGCCAAGAAGUUCUACGAUCACGUCCGCCGGCACGACUUGUACAUCAGGAACAAGCGAGUCGAGAUCAAGUGGAGCGACCGUCAGUUCCUCCUCCCGGGUCAUGUGGCAAACAAGAUCAGCAUGGGCGCCAGCCGCAAUCUGGUGCUUGUCGGGUACGACAGCCGACAUACCGAGGAGAUCAUCCGCGAGGAUCUCGAUCACAUCCACAACUUAGUUGUGAUCAAGGUUGAGUUCAACCGCGGCAACUGCUACAUCAGCCUGAACUCGGUCCACAAUGCCAUCUACGCGCGUCAGUGCAUGAUGAGUCGCCUGAGAUACAAGGGCAAGAAGAUCAACUACGACGUCGAUGAGUGUGCUCAGCCGUACCCUCAGCCGGCACCGAAGGUCCGGAAGGAGACUGCUCCGCCCAAGAAGCCCUUCUCGGCGGUCCCCAACCGUUUCCAACUUCUGAAUCUCGAUGAUGGUGAGGAGGAUGAGAUUGCGCCGGCUUUCCAAUCCGAGAACUUGGUAGACAUCGCCGCCUAG